AAGAAGCUAUUGGCUUUUUAGGAUGAUAAUAAAAUGAAUGAAGUAAUGCAUAUUUUUGUUACCUUACGUGAAGGUUUGGAAACGAGACUUUAAAACUAGCACAGAACCUUUGUUCCAUUUUCAACGUCAUCUCAUUCACACCCUAUUCUUGAAUUUCACCAAUCAAUGCUUUUCAACCAUCCCUUAUCCAUGGCAAAAACGAUUGAGAAUUUAAGCCUCUUGUCCACAAAACUUUCCGCGGCUGCAAAGUCCAACGCCGGCACGUCUGAUAAGCUCGAGCUGGAUGCAGCCUCCAAAGAGGUCAGGUCUUUGAUUGAGGAAGUCAAGGAACAGCAAAGCUUCGAAACCGAUCUUUCCGAACCCCUAACAACCCUUAAUAUGAAGGUUGAUAGCAUCGUAAAAGACCCCAACAUGGAAAACGGCAAGUGGGAACUCAUGACAAACAAAAUCAAAGACCUCAGAAGCAGCAUGGCCGAAGUCAAAUCCCAGCUCCAUUGGAGAAAGGUACCCAUGGGGAAAGUCAUUGAGAGUUUAAGCUUCAUGUAUGCAAGACUAAUUGAUGCCGCAAAGCCCGACAAGGCUUCUAAAUUGUCUUCCCCUGAUACGGCUGCUGGGGAUCCAAAGUCCAAGGACGCUGCUGGGGAUCCAAAGUCCAAGGACGAGACAUCUGAGAGUUUCGAGCUCGAUAAAGCCUGCAACGAGCUCAAAUAUUUGAUUGACGAAUUCAAGAAAUUGCAAGUGUACGAAACCAAUCUUUCUGAUCCCCUAAAAACCAUUCAAAACAACGUUGAUGACAUCCUUGGCGACCUCAACGCAAACGCCGACAACGUGGAGUGGGAAACGAUAAAACGCAAUCUCAAAGUGCUGAGAAGCAACAUGACCAAAGUCAAAGCCCAACUCCCGUUGCUACAUCAAACUUCUUCCUCCACCGAAGCCCGCCGUUUGUUAACCACGACUUCCAGAGAAGAAGCGAGCAAGCUGCCCAGUCCGUACCAAGCGGAUGGGAUAUUCCAGAAAGGGCCUUUCUUCAAAGAGUUUCAAGACCGUUACCAAAAUCUAUAUACAAGAGAAAAAUUGUGUUUGCUGUGUUUCGCGAUUUUCCCAGAGAAUGCUGAGGUUUCCGAGAGGCUUCUACGGUUUUGGUGGGAAGGGGAAAGACUAAGGCCGGAAUCGGAAUCUGAUAAGAAAACGGUGAAUGAAAUUCUAGAGGAAUUUGUGGAGCGUGGAUUCAUCGAGCCUGUUUAUAAGAGAAGCGGGUCCAAGGGUAGCUGCUAUAAGAUGCAUCCCAUUGUUCGUUGUCUCAUCGUUAGGCAUGCCAAGGAGGCCAACUUCUUUUAUUACGACUCUAAGGGAUACCCCAACAUGGAGUUUUUCAAAAGCAAAAAGAUAUGCUUGGUGAAAUCUGAAGGACCUUCUUGGUGGUCCAAGGAUGUUCUUGCAUUUACAAAGGCACGUGAACAGGCACAGGAACAGGCACAGGCACAGGCACAACCACAGGCACAACCACAGGCACAGGAACAACCACAGGCACAGCAAGGGAAGGAUAAGAAGCAGGCAGAGGACGAAACGAAGACGAAGACGAAAAAUAAGCAGAAGCAGAAAUUAGAGGAGCAAGAACGAAAAGAAAAGGACAAGAAGAGAAAAGAGGAUGAGAAGCAAGAACGAAAAGAAAAGGACAAGAAGAGAAAAGAGGAUGAGAAGCAAGAACGAAAAGAAAAGGACAAGAGAAAAGAGGAUAAGAACCAAGAACGAAAAGAAAUGGAGAAGAAGAUAAACGAGGAUGAGAACCAAGAACGAAAAGCAAUGGACAAGAAGAGAAAAGAGGAUGAGAAGCAAGAACGAAAAGAAAAAGAGAAGAAGAGAAUAGAGGAUGAGAAGAAGAGAGGAAAGCUGGAGACUAAGAGAAUAAAUUACCUGGAAAAUCUGCAAACGUUGUUCAAUGUGAGCAAGCAAUUUCCCGAACUGCCGGAGGAGCUAUUUCCUAAGAUGAAAAACAUAGACGUCCUUUAUUUAGGAAGGUGGGAGCGCACAGCUGAGCGGCAUAUGGAGGUGGAAGACGUGCAUUUUUUAAGAGGGUUGAAGAAUAUGAACAAGCUAAGGUUUUUUAGCCUUCAAGGGAUCUCCGGGAUCAAGACUCUCCCUGUUUCUAUUGGCAUGCUCCUGAACUUGAGGAUCUUAGAUCUAAAAGCUUGUCACAACCUGGAGGAGCUUCCCAAGGAGGUUGGUUUACUCAAGAUGCUCUCUUACUUGGAUUUAUCUGAGUGCUAUCUGUUGGACAGGAUCCCCACAGAUCUCUCAAAGCUCUCAAAACUCAAAGUCCUCAAGGGUUUCGUAAUUAGCUCCAAUAGCCCAUGCCAUCUCACCCACUUGACAACGUUGUCUGAACUGGAGAAACUCAGCAUUAGCAUCCACGAUGACAAAUUCUCAAUAAAAGAAGAGGAAUCAAUAAAGCAUUUCUCUGAGUUUAAGUCGCUUACCAAAUUGAAAAUAGCGUGGGGAGCUGGUGGAACAAAAAAAUCCCAUGACAAAGCAAAACACCCGGAAGACAAGAACAAAACAAGUGAAGUGUCAAAAUUAGUGCCCACAGCAAAGGUACUUGAGAAAUAUUUGAAAUUACCAUUUUUGGGGUCUUCAAAGUCAGUACCUGAAAAAGGCAAUGUGGCUGUGGCGCCUACGACAGCUAAAGCAGGCCAGGACAAGAAUGGGGAUAAUGCUAAGAAGAAGAAAAGUGGUGCAGUACUGCAAUCCAAUGUACACGCAAACAACAAAGACCAAGGUGGUCGGUCCCCAAAACCAGAGUUGAAGCUAGAGAAACUGGAUAUCCGAUGUUACCCAGAUAAAGAACCACCGAAGUGGUUGGUCCCCAAGACUCUGACUUACCUACGGCGUCUCUACUUUAGAGGUGGAGAAGUGAGUCAUAUUCCUGUGGCUAACCAAGACGAGAAGUGGAACGUGGAGACUUUACGUUUGAAAUACUUGAUUAAUAUAAAGAUGGACUGGAAACAAAUUCAAAAGCAAUUCCCCGACCUGAAGUUGUUGGAGAAAGUGAAUUGCCCUCAAAUCACGUUCUGCCCUUGCGAUGCAAGUGGUGCGUGGGAGAAGCAAGCUUGAACAAAAAUACGCAUGGAUGCCCAUCCUCCGUAGUUCAUGCAUACACUUCCACUUAUCAAUGUCAUUACUUUUAUGUGUUUAUAUGUUGUGAGGAAAUGUGAUUGGUUUGUAUAUUUAUAUAAUAUCAAAUGUGUUGUCGUACACAAACUAUGUAUGUAUUUCUAUCGCUUUUAUUGUAUACAUGUGGAUAUUUUUCA
Gossypium arboreum is the source of this 3308-nucleotide messenger RNA. RefSeq lists its product as uncharacterized. NCBI's taxonomy places the organism in Eukaryota, Viridiplantae, Streptophyta, Magnoliopsida, Malvales, Malvaceae. The record is from RefSeq and is a predicted model, not a curated record. The transcript is spliced from 2 exons. The coding region runs from base 166 to 3111 and encodes 981 amino acids.